ACGAAAAAAAAGUUGGGAGUACAUUUAAACGCGAUUUUCUCUCUCUCUUCUGAAGGUUGGCCACCGUUUUUGCAUCAGCCGUGAAGCUCCUGCGCUCCAUUCUCCCUGCCAUCGCAACCAUCAGAAGCUCAGAAGCCAUUUAAAAAAAGCGUCAUCUUCACAUCAGCAAAUUGGGCUCCAUUUUUGGGCCAUUUUUUGCAGAGGCGAAGCUUGCUUUCAACUUUUCUCUCCUUCAGUCUUGCAUCACCUGUGAUAAGGAUAACAUACUUCAUGGUCUCGAUAAGAACAAGGGGAGUUUGUUUGGAGAGCAAAGAGAGAGGAUGUUCACAUGAACAUUGAAGCUGCUCGCACUGAUGUGAUUGGUGAGCCUGCAAAGAGACUUCCAACUGCAUGAAUUCGCAAUGAUCAAGUGGUAACAGAUGGUUGACUUUGGUGUCAGGACGCUAUCGAUAGAAUUGUUUCGUGUAUAAGCCAGCUUGAGAUAAUUCUUUGCGCUUGGCUCCCUUUUGUGUCAAUUUCAUGCAAUGAGCUCAAAAGUUCAGCUUCCCUUCAGUUCAAGAGCUUCAAAUUUGCGAGACUCUUUUAAAUUGGCUAUUCGUCCUAUUUUGACUGCAUGCCAAAAGGAGGAGUUUUACAAUGUUUUCUCAACAUUUAGCAAUGUGGAACAAAAAGCUCUGCAUAAGCUAUUCAUGCAGGUCAUCACAUCUAUGCAUGAAAGUAUGGAGGAGGAAUUUGAGUCUAUCUGUAAAGAGACACAGGUGAUUGAUGCUCUGGAUGCAAUUGAUGUGCUCGUUGAAAAACAAAGUAAUGACAUUUUGCAGGGAGACGGGAAAUCAUUUGAUACUGUGAAAGAACAGUUGACAAGACAAAAGAAGGAUGAAAUCCUUUACUUAAAGAGCAGGCUAGAAAGGGUAGAGAACCAAAACAAACUCAACAGAGCACGGUUGGAGUCCCUAAAUGAGGGAUGCGAGAAUCUUUAUGUUGCUGCAAAUGUUCUUGAAAAGUGGAACUAUUCAAAUGUAGAAUAUGGACUAAUGCGGGAGGAGUGGAAGGUGUCUUAAAUGAAGUUAAAAACGCUCACUGCAGAAUCCUGCACCCUUGUUCUUGUAGUAUCCAUAGCAGUCCUGUCUAUAGAUGAUUUGUUAAUUCAGCUACUGUGGUCUUCCUUGUUAAACAAGCAGUAGAACUAUGGUUCCAAACAUAUAGAGAGAGAGAGAUUGAGCUUUUUUUGUUAGCUAUAGCAUGAGUCCAUAAAGAAACGUUGCAGGUAUGUUUCAGAAUGUAAAGUACAGUGAUUUCCUGCGCUCGAAUUGUUGUCAUUCCAGCUCUUUGUAAUUUUUGUUAUUGUAGUUGACAAUGGCUAGAUGGUUUUUCCAUCCUUUAAACCCU
Molecule: messenger RNA, 1389 nt
Organism: Amborella trichopoda
Lineage: Eukaryota; Viridiplantae; Streptophyta; Magnoliopsida; Amborellales; Amborellaceae
Product: embryo defective 3006
Biological process (GO): chromosome segregation
Cellular component (GO): MIS12/MIND type complex
Source: RefSeq, a predicted model, not a curated record